AUGCAACUGCAAGCCAGCCACGCUUCCCUCGUCGUCCUCCUCAUAACAGCUUUCACCGCCAAUGGUUUUCCUGUCCAGAACACGAAGUUUGACCUUUCUAUUCAAGCAAUUCCACCACCCCAAGAAGUUCCAGGCCAACCCCCACGGAACAAUAAUCAGCGUCUCAACAAUAGACAGAAUCGUGAAACGGGCGGGACUCCUCCUACACCACCUCUUCCUCCUCCAUCGCCACAGAGAAAUCAGGGCCGAGAUAUGGUAGAGAGGCAGAAUGGCGGCCCGGGUGGAAACAACAGAGGAGGCAACCAGGAGAAUACACCCCGUCCUGCUCACACACCACCUGGUAAUGGGGGGCAGCAAAAUGGUGCCAAUCAGCAGAAUACACCCACUCCUCCACAGAGAAAUCAGGGCCGAGAUAUGGUAGAGAGGCAGAAUGGCGGCCCGGGUGGAAAUAACAGAGGAGGCAACCAGGGGAAUACCCCCCCCCCUCCUCCCCCACCACCUGGUGAUGGGGGGCAGCAAAAUAUUGCCAAUCAGGCUGGUGCUGGAGGGCAGAAUACAGGCGGCGGGGGAAAUUAGGCAUAGGGACUUCAGAUCUAUCUUGGCUUCCUCUCGGAUGCUGCGAGACUUGGGGUUGAAAGCAGAUGGCAGGGC
Pseudogymnoascus verrucosus is the source of this 651-nucleotide messenger RNA. RefSeq lists its product as uncharacterized. The record is from RefSeq and is a predicted model, not a curated record. NCBI's taxonomy places the organism in Eukaryota, Fungi, Ascomycota, Leotiomycetes, Thelebolales, Thelebolaceae. The transcript has 2 exons. The coding region runs from base 1 to 576 and encodes 191 amino acids.